AUGCUGCGGAAGUCGCUGCCUGGCUUUGUGCCUGGGAAGAGCACUUUGGCGCACCACAUCACCAUGGCAGAGCAGGAGGAGUUCCACCUGCCGAUAGGAGGGGCGGAGGGCCGCUUGCGGGACGGCAGUGCUGCUGUGCCGGUGCCGGGGCACGGCAAUGACGCAGCACGCGGCUCCCGCCACAACUCCAGGGUACCGGAGGGCAGUGCUGCUGCGGCGAAGCGGGAGGCGCGUAUAAAGAAGUGUGAAGAGAAGCUCAUCAUGAAGCGGCGGAACAUCAACACAGACCUCAACCUCAGCGACGAGCGCACGUGCGUCGCCCUCUGCUUGGAGGAGGCAUGCGUCCUUGUCCUUCCCACGUGUUUCUUUGUGUGUGUGCUACAGAAGAUGUCAGGGGAGGCGGAAAAUAGUGAGUCUAUUUUACCUCUGCGGGCGCUGGGAACGGGACUCUACGGCCCCGAGUCGAGCGAGUGGAACUUAAUGUCAUCUAUUUUACGCAAGCACUUGGAAGAGUAA
Messenger RNA from Leishmania braziliensis MHOM/BR/75/M2904, 516 nucleotides. RefSeq names its product putative sodium stibogluconate resistance protein. Bases 1 to 516 code for a protein of 171 amino acids. The record is from RefSeq and is a predicted model, not a curated record. The transcript has a single exon. Lineage: Eukaryota; Euglenozoa; Kinetoplastea; Trypanosomatida; Trypanosomatidae.